CGCCGGCCUGGGGCAGAGCCGCCCGGCAGCCCCCCGGCCUCCCGCACACCCCGUGUCGUGCCUUCAGCAACAACAAGAUCCUGGUGGAGCUGGACGAGAGCUCAGGCGUCGCCACGAUGAAGUUCAAGAGCCCCCCAGUCAACAGCCUCAGCCUGGACUUCCUCACUGAGUUCUGCAUAAGCCUGGAGAAGCUGGAGAACAACCGGGCCUGCCGGGGGGUGAUCCUCACGUCCGCUGUCCCCAGGAUUUUCUCCUCUGGCCUGGACAUCACUGAGAUGUGUGGGAAGACCAUGGAGCACUAUGCUGAGUUCUGGAGAGCCGUGCAGGAGACCUGGCUGCGGCUCUACGGCUCCAACAUGGUCACGGUCGCCGCAAUCAAUGGGUCCAGCCCAGCAGGAGGCUGUCUCCUUGCCUUGUCGUGUGACUACAGGAUCAUGGUGGAGGACCCCAAGUUCACCAUCGGCCUGAACGAAGCCCAGCUGGGCAUUGUGGCUCCCUUCUGGUUUAAGGACACGUUUGUGACCGUCGUGGGUCACCGAGUUGCUGAACGCGCCCUCCAGCUGGGCUCCCUCCACCCCGCACCCGAGGCCCAAAAGAUUGGCCUUGUGGAUGAGCUGGUGCCAGAGGAGAAGCUCCAGGAGAAGGCUGUGGCUGUCAUGGCACAGUGGCUGGCCCUUCCUGACCAUGCCCGUCAGCUCACCAAGUCCAUGAUGAGGAAGGCGGUGCUGGACCGCCUGGUGGCUCACCGGGAGGAAGACGUUAAGAACUUCAUCAGUUUCAUUUCAAAAGAGUCCAUCCAGAAGUCACUUCGCAUGUACAUGGAGAUGCUGAAGAAGAAGAAGGGCUAAGGAGCCAGCCG
Molecule: messenger RNA, 859 nt
Organism: Merops nubicus (carmine bee-eater)
Lineage: Eukaryota; Metazoa; Chordata; Aves; Coraciiformes; Meropidae
Gene: ECI1
Product: enoyl-CoA delta isomerase 1
Exons: 6
Biological process (GO): fatty acid beta-oxidation
Cellular component (GO): mitochondrion
Molecular function (GO): enoyl-CoA hydratase activity
Source: RefSeq, a predicted model, not a curated record